Thyridium curvatum is the source of this 2130-nucleotide messenger RNA. RefSeq lists its product as uncharacterized. The transcript has a single exon. Bases 1 to 2130 code for a protein of 709 amino acids. NCBI's taxonomy places the organism in Eukaryota, Fungi, Ascomycota, Sordariomycetes, Thyridiales, Thyridiaceae. The record is from RefSeq and is a predicted model, not a curated record.
AUGUUGGCCUCGCCGCAGUCCCUCCAGACCCCUAAAACCGGGCGGUCGCGCUUCUCCAAGGCGUUGCCAGCUCCUCCUCCCGAGCUCGCCAACAACACAGCUCCUGUCCGGACGAUACCCGAGUCCACGAUGGAAACGACCGCAGACAUGUUUCCGAGUGUGCCGGCACCUCCGCCCAAGCAAGAGGAUGCAGCUGCGAGGCCGUUGAACUCGCCUCUGCCCCCGCUGCCCAUGCUGAAGAGGAAGGCCAACCCGCCGCCUCCCAUGUCUAUUCCUAGACGCCCUGUCGGCAACACGGUGCCUCCUGCUGAGAAGUCGCCUGCGGCUUCCAUAUCGAGUCUGCUGUCUGCCUACUCGCGGACUUCGGAAGAGUCGGUGGUCAAGUCUUCGGAAGGCACGGCCAGCACCAAGACGUCCUACAUCGCGACUUCGCCGAGCCAGGAGACGUCCCUGAGCUACCUCAAGCGCGACAGCAUCUUCACUCCUCUGUCGCUCCUCUCCUUUGACGAUGAGCCACAAAGACCCGCGGCGCAGGCUCAAAGGUCGCCUGUGGACGAAAGGGACAGCCCUGCGCCGCCGCCUCCCUUGAAGGAUCCGAAGCGGCCAUCGCCGCCGCAGCAGCAGCAGCAGCAACCGCUGUCAAAGACCACCGCACCGGCAGCCGAGUCUGCGCAGGCCAGCUCUCCCACAACAUCGUCCACACCCACCAAUUCCUCGCCCUCGCAGCUCUUGCGCCGCCGGUCCCUAAAAUCGGAAAAGAGCCUCGCACUGCCCGAUCUCAGAUUGCAGGUCAGUCAUGGAUCAACUGCGCAGUCACAAUUACCAGACGCCCCGCCCAGCAUCAGCCCGCUCUUCCCCCCUCAGCCCGCCUUUGCUCGCGAAGAAGCUGCCUCGCCACGGAUACCCCGUUCUGCUCCGCUCGGACUGCCCGGCCGCAACAUUCGCCCAGCAGUUUCGCAAGAGCAACUAGCUCAGCCAGCGCCAAGGAUGGGCGAGGUCGUGUCCAAGGUCGAGACCAAGGUCGAGUCGAGGUUGGCGAAGAAGGAUGCAAGGAGCCCCAUGACGGAACCGAAGCCCGAGGAGGCUCAGCAGCGUUCCCAAACGCCCAAGUCCCCGAUCAAGCGGCUGCCGACGCCCGAGUACGAGCAGCACGAUGUGCAGAAGCCGCUCGUGGAAACGAUCGUCUCCCCGGAAUCGCCAGCGUCUUCGCCAGAGCUCCCUUCGCAGGAGAAGGAUGCCGCCAAGGCACCGAUCUCGCGAAAGGCAAUCGGUGUAGGUCUGCCUUCCAAUGUAAGGCCAAUGAAGAGCAUACCCCAGUUUCCAACACCCCCGAGCAAGGCUCCCGAGAGGAGACUGAACGAGCCUCGACAAUCGCCCCAGCCGUCGCCACUCCCAAAAAGUCCCGUGCCGCCCGAGAAGGAUCAGACGCAGGUUCGACUCACGCCGCAGCCGUCCCCGCUCCCGAGGGGGUCCCCGCUACCAAAGAGCCCUGCGCCCAACCGAGCGACGCCGCAAUCGGAGACAGCACAGUUUCCAGCACGCACGACUUCGAGAGGCGUCGAACAGCCCGCCCCCGCUGUUCUCCGACGGGAGCCCGCAUCUCAGGUGUCACCAGUGAGCGACAAGGCUCCGGCGGCGGCGGAGCCAACUCGCAGCUCGAGCCAGGAGAAGAAGAGCCUCGAGACGAUCAGGGCCCCGCGCCCUCAGCUUUCUCUGGAUAUUUCAGAGCCUAAUCUCGGUUUCGACGCGAAGGAGGCGUCGCCCGCGGUCGACAUUCCUGCUUUCCCCCUGGCCUUCUCGAACCCGGAGCCGCCAGGCACGGUAUUCCCGGCGAAGCCGGUGGGCCAGAAGCACUUCCAGUGCUAUCAAGGCCACCGCAGCAUGGGCGCGGACAGGAACUUCAACUACCCGCUCGCUUGCCAGGUGUGCCUCAAGCAGGAUACAGAGGUGCGCUUCAAGUGCCGGUGGUGCUACCUGCGGAUCUGCCAGAGCUGCAUGGAGAUCUUCCAGGAGAACGGGCGGGACCUCAAGUACCUGAUCGACCACUGCCACGAUGCGAAGACACCCAAGGAGACGACGUCCUUCGGAGACGUGCUGCCACCAGUACCUGUCGCGCAAGGUGCGGACUAA